AUGUAUUUCAUUCUAUAUUCCGUGUAUUCUAUAUUCCAUGUAUUUCAUUCUAUAUUCCGUGUAUUCUAUAUUCCAUAUAUUUCAUUCUAUAUUCCGUGUAUUCUAUAUUCCAUGUAUUUCAUUCUAUAUUCCGUGUAUUCUAUAUUCCAUACAUUUCAUUCUAUAUUCCGUCUAUUCUAUAUUCCAUACAUUUCAUUCUAUAUUCCGUGUAUUCUAUAUUCCAUGUAUUUCAUUCUAUAUUCCGUGUAUUCUAUAUUCCAUGUAUUUCAUUCUAUAUUCCGUCUAUUCUAUAUUCCAUACAUUUCAUUCUAUAUUCCGUGUAUUCUAUAUUCCAUGUAUUUCAUUCUAUAUUCCGUGUAUUCUAUAUUCCAUGUAUUUCAUUCUAUAUUCCGUGUAUUCUAUAUUCCAUACAUUUCAUUCUAUAUUCCGUGUAUUCUAUAUUCCGUGUAUUCUAUAUUCCAUGUAUUUCAUUCUAUAUUCCGUGUAUUCUAUUCCAUACAUUUCAUUCUAUAUUCCGUCUAUUCUAUAUUCCAUACAUUUCAUUCUAUAUUCCGUGUAUUCUAUAUUCCAUGUAUUUCAUUUUUAUAUUCCGUGUAUUCUAUAUUCCAUGUAUUUCAUUCUAUAUUCCGUCUAUUCUAUAUUCCAUACAUUCAUUCUAUAUUCCGUGUAUUCUAUAUUCCAUGUAUUUCAUUCUAUAUUCCGUGUAUUCUAUAUUCCAUGUAUUUCAUUCUAUAUUCCGUGUAUUCUAUAUUCCAUACAUUUCAUUCUAUAUUCCGUGUAUUCUAUAUUCCAUACAUUUCAUUCUAUAUUCCGUGUAUUCUAUAUUCCAUACAUUUCAUUCUAUAUUCCGUGUAUUCUAUAUUCCAUACAUUUCAUUCUAUAUUCCGUGUAUUCUAUAUUCCAUGUAUUUCAUUCUAUAUUCCGUGUAUUCUAUAUUCCAUGUAUUUCAUUCUAUAUUCCGUGUAUUCUAUAUUCCAUGUAUUUCAUUCUAUAUUCCGUGUAUUCUAUAUUCCAUAUAGUUCAUUCUAUAUUCCGUGUAUUCUAUAUUCCAUGUAUUUCAUUCUAUAUUCCGUGUGUUCUUAA
Molecule: messenger RNA, 1083 nt
Organism: Octopus sinensis (East Asian common octopus)
Lineage: Eukaryota; Metazoa; Mollusca; Cephalopoda; Octopoda; Octopodidae
Product: dynein heavy chain-like
Exons: 1
Coding region: 1-1083 (360 amino acids)
Source: RefSeq, a predicted model, not a curated record